Molecule: messenger RNA, 621 nt
Organism: Clunio marinus
Lineage: Eukaryota; Metazoa; Arthropoda; Insecta; Diptera; Chironomidae
Source: the annotation of a GenBank genome assembly
AUGUCUUUAGAGAGAAAGAAAAGCGAAUUGAAUUCACGAGAAAAUGUUAGUGGAAGUAAUGAUUGCUUGCUUCAGAAACGAUCUUCUAAACAUCGUGAUUCUGGUGCAAAAAAAGGUGAUCAAAUGGUCCCAAGAAUGUUCAGUGGAGAAGAAAUAGAAAUGCUUCGUUCGGAAUUAGAAAAUGAAACAAAAAAUCGCAAUGAAGCUCAACGAAAAUAUUCAGAGCUUCAUCAUAAAAUGGAAACUUUUAUGCAGCAAGCAGAUGAAGCUAAGAAAAAUCCAGAAUCAAAGUAUGACAAUUUGAUUUAUAAACAGAACUGUGUUAAUGACACCGUGGCAUCACAAAAUGAAAUUUUGAAGGAAAUUAAGAGAUUUGAGCGCAUGCAGAUUGAUCUUAAAAGUAACUUAGACCGGUUGCAGUACAAAAUUGAUCACGAAGCUAAGGAAUACUACAAUUUAGCUGAUCAGUUCCAAAAGUUGCAGAUUGAAUUAUAUCAUCUCCAAAACUUAAACGAUAAGCAUUCAACAAAACCAGUGUGGUAAACCUUUUACAAUACAAUGUAAAGAUUGUAAUUGCAGACAAACGUAAAUGUAGAAAAAUCAAUGAAUCAAAUAGUGAAG